AUGCUGUCGGCAGCCAAGCUUGCAAUUUUUCUCAUAGCCAUCAUCCCAGCUCUGUCGUUCGGUCUUCAUUAUCCUGCGGCAACUUCGGGUUGGACUCGGCACUACAGAGAUGAACCUCAUCGCACACUGAUCGGGCGCGGAGGAAAGAUCAGGACUCGCGAUUCCCUUCGGAUUGAUGGGAUCGUUGUAGAUGACUUGAAGUUCCUCGGGAAGGGCGAUUUUGGUUCAGUCUAUAGGGGAAACGUGCAGGGAAAAACCACCGGUGGUAAGGACAUGCCAACAGAAGUUGCAAUCAAGGAAUGCAGGGGCGCCCAACACGUCAAGAGUUGUGAGAAGGAGAUAAGGGCGAUCUCAGAGCUGCACGAGAGGGUCAAGGAUAUCAAUAUCCCCAAGAUCUUCGCCUCUCAGCACACGGAAGAACUCGACCGAGGCAAACUGGUACCAGUCUUACGCUUCAUCAUGACCCUAGGAAAAGGCGGGACUCUGGCAGAUUCCAUGGAAACGUACGUCAAGAUCGAGACUAACAAAAAUCGCCUGCGGGCUACGAAGGAACUAUGGAAGACUCUAUCUAAGGUUCACGGCGCCGGUUGGGCAGACGGUGAUAUCAAAUCACGAAAUCUGGUGUUCGAAGAAGAAUGGGUGGACCGGAAAGAAGGCCCGCCGGGGCAGAUCUUAAUCGUGGAUUUCGGUAUGGCACAGAGUCUUUCAGACAAGAAGGCGCACUACGAAGUUGUACGAAAGCGAGACUUGGUACAGAUGGCAAAGGUCUCUUACCGGAUGUUCUAUGGCGUAUCUCUGGCUCAAACACCUCGAGAGCGCACCCGGCUUGAUAGCAGCAGAAGCAUUGAAGAGAUUCAGGAGUCGUUCAGUAAGAGCAUGGGGGGCAAGAAGAUGAAGACAAAGGCUGUGAAGUUCUUCGCAUACGUCUUCCAGGAGAAAAUCCCCGACAUUGGGGACAUAUUGAAAAGAUUGGAGGACCUAGAAGCAGACGAUCUGGAGUAUUGA
This is a messenger RNA of Anthostomella pinea, 1005 nucleotides long. Lineage: Eukaryota; Fungi; Ascomycota; Sordariomycetes; Xylariales; Xylariaceae. The record is from the annotation of a GenBank genome assembly.